Molecule: messenger RNA, 2250 nt
Organism: Fusarium keratoplasticum
Lineage: Eukaryota; Fungi; Ascomycota; Sordariomycetes; Hypocreales; Nectriaceae
Exons: 2
Coding region: 1-2250 (749 amino acids)
Source: RefSeq, a predicted model, not a curated record
AUGACCGAAACUGAGGAGAUCCUCCAGCUCCGGCAGCAGUUAGAGGAGGCAAGGGCACGAGAGGAGGAGGCAAGGGCACGAGAAGAGGCAGAGCGACGCAGGAACCAAAAAACAACACUGGAAGAAUAUCUGCACAACUGCCACUUCUGUCUCUACAAGAAACUUGAGCUCGCUGACAAAUCCAAGUCAUCAACGGGAUUUACGAAGGUCGAGGGUAAAUACUAUCCCAAGUGGCUUCGUCCCUGGACCAGCUUCACGAACACCCAGCGACAACAUCAUUUCGAGGCGAUCAGGACGGUCUGUGGGAACAGGCGGCUCUUCCAUCAAGAGAGUACGACCAAAGAUCUGGGGGCUACGAUCCACCGUAAACGGGCAGGCAACGAGAAUGCCGUCGAUCACUUUGAGAAGCUUGCUGUGGAAGAUCCUGUCUGGGAAAUUCUGCGACCCCUCUGGGAGGAGGAGGAGAUGCGCAAUGAAUAUCGGUGCACGGAGCUACGAUUUAGCAACAACAUCCGGGAUUUCACCCAACAGAGCGAUGGCGAUCCGGCCAGGGAGGAGGAGCUGAGCGAAGCAAGGCACGAGCGACGACGCCGGACCGGGCCGAACAAAAGAGUGGCGUCUGAGCAGAGAGUUAAACCAGCACCCACGAAACCUGAUGGAGCUGGCGUCCGUACACGCCUGGGCGGGGAUGAGAGCCUCGCGUUUGUCUACGACUACAAGGCAGCUCACAAAGUUGCGUCGGAGUAUCUGAAGCCGGCAGUCGCGAAUGAGAAGCUGUUUAUGGAGGUCGUAGAAAGGGCCAACAGCAGUAGAUCUCGGAGCGGUGCCGAGCUACGGGGGCAGGAGAAGGCGGAAGAGCAGAUUGCCAUGGCGCUGGCACAGGUCUUCGACUACAUGGUGCGAUAUGGGGUUGCAUAUGGCUACAUUCCUGCUGGCAAAUCCCUGGUGUUCCUUCACAUCGACCGAUCCGACCCGCAGACGCUAUAUUGUCAUCCAUGCGUCCCGGACGAGGACGUGGGCGAAUCAUCCGACGGCGAUUGGACCGACGAUAAGGCGUCCUAUACGGCAGUGGCUCAGCUAGCUAGCUUCUGCUUGUUAAGCCUCCGAUCCGAAGCUCCCAGGGGAUCUUCACUCGACGCCGCGUCGCGGGAGGCUGAGGCAACGCUGAGAAAAUGGAGUGAGCCAUACGACGGUGCGGCACGUCUUGUAGGGGCAGAGGAUACGGACUCGCCCUCGGUGUCGUCAUCACAAGCAACAGACGGCUCUGAGUUCAUGUCUCACGCGGUCCCAGCCGGCCGACAGGUCGCGUUGCGGUCAAGGUCGUCCUGCAGGGCCGCGGUGGGCUUUCGUAAGGAGGACGAAGAUAAUGACGGGCCGGACGAUCGCCCAUGGAGCAGCAGCUCCGAAAACUGGGGGGGAGACGAAGCGGAAGAGGAAGCCGAGGUGUCCGAGUCGGCACCUACGAGACAAUACUGCACGCAGGCCUGCCUGCUGGGCCUCAAAAGAGGUCAAAAUCUCGACGACAAUUGCCCCAACGUGCUCGCGCAUCGUACCGCCAAAGGUGGCAGCCGCCACGCCAUCGACGCCAAUAAGUUUGCCAGCCUAGUGGAGGAGCAGCUCCGCCAGAAUCCGUAUCAAAAUUGCGAGGCGUUGGACGGCUGGGGCAAGAUAGGGGCGACGGGCGUGCUCUUCAAGCUGGAGCUGGCGCCGUACGGGUACACCUUUGUCGGCAAGGGAAGUCUACCUGGCCACUCCGGCCUCUUGGAGCACGAGAGCCGUAUCUACACGCGGCUCGACAAGCUCCAAGGCGAGGUAGUACCAGUGCACUUUGGACUCGUGCGGCUCGACUGGGGUUACAUUCUCCCUGGCGGGGCUAGGAUCUUUCAUAUGAUGCUGAUGUCGUGGGGUGGGGAGACGGUUGACACGGUCACCGCGGGUGCUGGCGCUGUAGACCUGCUGGCGGAAGUGCGGCGUUCCUCACAGGACGUCUGGGACGAGGGCGUCGACCACGGCGACGAGCGCAACGCUAACCGGCUCUGGAACGACGAGCUCCGACGCGUCAUGCUGAUCGACUUCGACCACGCCACCCUUCUUCCACGCCCCAGACACAAGCAGCUUUCCAAGGUGUCCGGGAGCAAGAGGAAACGGCAAGGAGAUCAUGGGAACUACAACCGGAAACGUGGUUUCCAACCGGGUCGCAAUAAUUGCUACCGAGAGGUCCCCAAUCAACUCCAACUCCAUAUUAGUUAA